AUGGACAUUACAGUUCUCCCCAAUAAUAAUCAUCCAGAGAAAUUCCUUCAACUUGAUGUAGGGAUGCUACCAGCAACCCACGGAAUGUUCCAGAUAGGAGCAGCACUUUCUGGACAGAGGCAGUGGCACAACAGGGUAUACUCACAGGGAGAGCGGAGAGGAAAGAGAGAGACAGAAAGACCACCAUCACCGGAGGAGGAACCUGGAUUUAGAGACAGUGAGCUGGAACAGCACAUUACACGACUCACUCUGAAACCAAAUAUUAAGCAGAACCCACUCUAUGUAGACCUAAAGAAGGUUGACACGGAGGAGAACCAGAGAUCGAAACCAUCCUGGACCAUUGAGGAUUAUGACAGACAUUCUUUGCGGGGGAACUUAGCUAUUCUACAGGAAGACCCCAGGAAAUUGAAUUUUUGGCUGGAGGAUCUCUACACCCCAGGCUUUGACUCCCUGCUGAAAAAGAAGGAAGCCGAAUAUAAAAGGAACAAAAUCUGCCGAAUAUUGACAUCAGUCAUUCUGUCUGUUUGCGUAAUUGUGAUUGUUAUCACUGUGCCAAUUGUGGUGAUGCAAAGAAAAGAGUGA
Silurus meridionalis is the source of this 582-nucleotide messenger RNA. Its product is annotated as major intrinsically disordered NOTCH2-binding receptor 1-like. NCBI's taxonomy places the organism in Eukaryota, Metazoa, Chordata, Actinopteri, Siluriformes, Siluridae. The record is from RefSeq and is a predicted model, not a curated record. Bases 1 to 582 code for a protein of 193 amino acids. The transcript is spliced from 3 exons.